Messenger RNA from Vicia faba (fava bean), 3093 nucleotides. The record is from the annotation of a GenBank genome assembly. NCBI's taxonomy places the organism in Eukaryota, Viridiplantae, Streptophyta, Magnoliopsida, Fabales, Fabaceae.
AUGGAACGUGCUCGCAGACUCGCAAACCGUGCAACUCUGAAGCGUCUUCUCUCAGAGGCGAAACAGAAUCGAAAGACUGAAACAACAACAACAACACCUGUUCCGUUUUCAUUCUCUGGUUCAUCUUCAAGGUACGUUUCCUCUGUUUCAAACUCUGUUCUCAGAGGCAGAGGAUCCAAACCAGACAACAAUGUUUCACGACGUGUUGGUGGAUUUCUCGGUGUUGGUUAUCCAUCACAAUCUCGAUCCAUCUCUGUUGAAGCGUUGAAACCGAGCGACACAUUUCCGAGACGCCAUAACUCAGCAACACCGGAUGAACAAACGAAAAUGGCUGAAUCUGUUGGUUUCGAUAACCUUGAUUCACUAGUGGAUGCAACAGUGCCGAAAUCGAUUCGCUUGAAGGAAAUGAAGUUCAAUAAAUUUGAUGGUGGAUUAACAGAAGGUCAAAUGAUUGAACACAUGAAGGAUUUAGCUUCGAAGAACAAGGUUUUCAAAUCUUUUAUUGGUAUGGGAUACUAUAACACUCAUGUUCCGCCUGUGAUUUUGAGGAACAUCAUGGAGAAUCCUGCUUGGUAUACACAGUAUACGCCUUAUCAAGCUGAGAUAUCGCAAGGCCGUCUUGAGUCUUUGUUGAAUUUUCAAACCAUCAUUACUGAUCUCACUGGUUUGCCUAUGUCGAAUGCUUCAUUGCUUGAUGAAGGUACUGCUGCUGCGGAAGCAAUGUCUAUGUGUAAUAAUAUUCAAAAGGAUGGAUUUGAGCUCAAGGUUGUGGUGAAAGAUCUUAAGGAUAUUGAUUACAAAUCUGGUGAUGUUUGUGGUGUUCUUGUUCAGUAUCCUGGUACUGAAGGUGAGGUUUUGGAUUAUGGUGAGUUUAUUAAGAAGGCUCAUGCUAAUGAGGUUAAGGUUGUUAUGGCGAGUGAUCUUUUGGCAUUGACUGUGUUGAAGCCUCCGGGUGAGUUUGGAGCUGAUAUUGUUGUUGGUUCGGCUCAGAGAUUUGGUGUUCCGAUGGGUUAUGGUGGUCCCCAUGCUGCUUUCUUGGCUACUUCGCAAGAGUAUAAGAGGAUGAUGCCUGGAAGAAUCAUCGGUGUUAGUGUUGAUUCGUCUGGAAAGCAAGCUUUGAGGAUGGCUAUGCAAACUAGGGAGCAGCAUAUCCGUAGGGACAAGGCCACCAGCAACAUUUGCACUGCUCAGGCACUGCUUGCAAACAUGGCUGCUAUGUAUGCUGUAUAUCAUGGACCUGAAGGCCUUAAAGCCAUUGCACAAAGGGUUCAUGGCCUUGCUGGGGUGUUUGCUCUUGGAUUAAAGAAACUCGGGUUUGAAGUUCAGGAUCUUGGCUUCUUCGACACUGUGAAGGUUAAGACUUCAAAUGCCAAAGCAAUUUCAGAUGCUGCUAUCAAAAGUGAAAUCAAUUUGCGCGUUGUAGAUGGAAACACUAUCACUGCUGCUUUUGAUGAAACAACCACAUUAGAGGAUGUUGAUAAGCUUUUCAAAGUUUUUGCUGGGGGCAAGCCUGUCUCAUUCACAGCGGCUUCUCUUGCACCUGAAUUUCAAAAUGCAAUUCCUUCUGGAUUAGUUAGGGAGAGUCCCUAUUUGACACACGCUAUCUUUAACACGUACCAAACUGAGCAUGAGUUACUGAGGUACAUUCAAAGGCUACAAUCAAAAGAUCUUUCACUUUGCCACAGUAUGAUCCCACUUGGAUCUUGUACAAUGAAGCUGAAUGCAACAACUGAAAUGAUGCCGGUGACAUGGCCUAGCUUUACCGAUUUGCACCCUUUCGCACCAACUGAACAGGCUCAAGGAUAUCAGGAAAUGUUCGCCAACUUAGGUGACCUGUUGUGUACCAUCACUGGAUUUGACUCCUUCUCUUUGCAACCAAAUGCCGGUGCUGCUGGAGAAUAUGCCGGACUCAUGGUUAUUCGUGCAUAUCAUUUGUCAAGAGGGGACCACCACCGCAACGUUUGCAUUAUACCAGCAUCAGCACAUGGUACAAAUCCUGCUAGUGCUGCUAUGGUUGGAAUGAAAAUUGUUACCAUAGGAACUGAUGCUAAGGGAAACAUUAACAUUGAAGAGUUGAAGAAAGCUGCUGAAAAACAUAAGGACAACUUAUCUGCAUUUAUGGUAACAUAUCCUUCAACUCAUGGUGUUUAUGAAGAAGGUAUCGAUGAUAUUUGCAAGAUUAUCCAUGAUAAUGGUGGCCAAGUGUACAUGGAUGGUGCCAACAUGAAUGCACAGGUAGGACUUACAAGCCCAGGUUGGAUUGGAGCCGAUGUUUGCCAUCUCAAUCUCCAUAAGACAUUUUGCAUUCCUCACGGAGGAGGAGGCCCUGGCAUGGGUCCUAUUGGUGUAAAGAAACACUUGGCACCAUUUUUACCCUCACACCCCGUGGUGCCAACCGGUGGAAUUCCUGCACCUGAGAAUCCUCAACCACUUGGUAGUAUCGCAGCUGCACCUUGGGGAUCAGCGCUCAUAUUGCCAAUCUCUUACACAUACAUAGCCAUGAUGGGAUCUCAAGGACUCACUGAUGCGUCAAAGAUAGCCAUUUUGAAUGCAAACUAUAUGGCGAAGCGAUUGGAGAGUUAUUACCCAGUUCUUUUUCGCGGAGUCAAUGGAACAGUUGCUCAUGAGUUCAUUAUUGACUUGAGAGGAUUUAAGAAUACUGCUGGAAUAGAGCCUGAAGAUGUUGCGAAACGUCUCAUGGACUAUGGAUUUCAUGGACCAACAAUGUCAUGGCCUGUGGCUGGUACACUCAUGAUUGAGCCUACUGAAAGUGAAAGCAAGGCUGAGUUAGACAGGUAUUGUGAUGCUCUUAUUUCCAUUAGAAAAGAAAUUGCUGAGAUUGAGAAAGGAAAUGCUGAUGUUCACAACAAUGUUCUCAAGGGAGCCCCUCAUCCACCAUCACUGCUCAUGGCUGAUGCAUGGACCAAACCAUACUCCAGGGAGUAUGCUGCCUACCCUGCUGCAUGGCUCCGUGGUGCAAAGUUUUGGCCUACCACAGGACGUGUUGAUAAUGUGUACGGUGACCGCAACCUGGUUUGCACCCUUCUCCCAGCAUCACAGGCUGUUGAAGAACAAGCUGCUGCAACUGCAUAA